Messenger RNA from Anarrhichthys ocellatus (wolf-eel), 3842 nucleotides. RefSeq names its product aminopeptidase N-like. Lineage: Eukaryota; Metazoa; Chordata; Actinopteri; Perciformes; Anarhichadidae. Gene Ontology annotation, cellular component: cytoplasm; plasma membrane. Gene Ontology annotation, molecular function: peptide binding; metalloaminopeptidase activity; zinc ion binding. Gene Ontology annotation, biological process: peptide catabolic process; proteolysis. The record is from RefSeq and is a predicted model, not a curated record. The coding region runs from base 265 to 3099 and encodes 944 amino acids. The transcript has 23 exons.
UCCACUUCCACAUUCCCAUGAGAGCUGUUUGGUCCUAAUAUAUCAUCCAUUGGUGGGGGGGGCUCAGCAGUUAAAUGCUGGCAUUAUCUUCUGUUUUUCAUUCUGUGCGAUCUGAAAGUAAGCGAACUGGACAGACUUAGUUUUAAGUACCAUGUGCGUUGCAGCAGUCUGCCACUAAAGAGGGAAGUGGUGUCAGUCAACUGGUUUCCUCACAGUGGUUCAGUACAGAUCCAUCUGUGGGACGUCUGUGCUGUUCUUCAGGCCAUGGAGAAAAGCUUCAGAGUCAGCAAGCUUUGCAUUUUGUCCGUGAACAUAGCCCUGGUCUCUGUGGCAACCAUUGUCACGAUGUGGACUAUGGCCCUGACAGGAGGAGGCGACGGUGAUGAUGUCACAGCUCCUUGGGACAGCUACCGGCUCCCCACUGAUUUGGUCCCUGACUACUACAACGUCACCCUGUGGCCUCGUCUCAGCUGUGACACAAACACUGGCCUCUACAUCUUUACAGGCCAAUCCACUGUGGAGUUUGAGUGUGUGAAAGAAACAAAUAUGAUCCUGAUCCACUCCAACAAACUCAACUACACCAAGCUGGACAACACACACUUUGCCAGGCUCAUCGCUGCAGGUGGCGGUUCGGCUCCCAGUAUUAAGUCCUCCUGGCUGCAGCCUAAGACCCAGUAUCUGGUUAUCCAGCUGAAUAGUAAAUUAACUCACAAACAGAAGUAUCAGCUGCACACUGAGUUCAGUGGAGAACUAGCUGAUGACUUGGAAGGCUUCUACAGGAGUGAAUAUGAAGAAGGUGGAGUGCUAAAGAUUGUUGCCACCUCUCAGAUGCAUCCAACUCACGCCAGAAAGACCUUCCCGUGUUUUGAUGAGCCAGCAAUGAAAGCUGUUUUCCAUAUAACUCUCAUCCAUCCCCCUGGAACUGUAGCCCUGUCCAAUGGGAUGGAAACAGAUAUUGUCAACACGACUAUCGAUGGAGUAGCUGUGACACAGACCAGGUUUGAGCGUACAGAGAAAAUGUCCACCUAUCUGCUGGCCAUGGUCAUCUGUGACUACACACAGCUCAAUGCUACACAAGGAGACACUCUGAUCCGUAUCUGGGCUCGCAGGACGGCCAUUGAGCAGGGACAGGGGAGCUAUGCUCUCAAUGUGACUGGACCCAUACUGGACUUCUUCCAGUCGUACUAUAACGUGUCCUACCCUCUCAGCAAAGCAGAUCAAAUUGCUCUGCCAGACUUCUAUUUUGGUGCGAUGGAGAAUUGGGGUUUGGUGACAUACAGAGAAACCAACCUUCUCUAUGACCCAGUGACCUCCUCCAGCAGGAAUAAAGAGACCACUGCCACCAUUAUUGCUCAUGAACUAGCACACAUGUGGUUUGGUAACCUGGUUACUCUGCGCUGGUGGAAUGAGGUCUGGCUGAACGAGGGCUUUGCGUCGUAUGUGUCUUACCUGGGAGCAGACCAUGCUGAGCCUGCAUGGGAUGUGAAAGACUUGAUCAUACUAGAUGACGUCCACAAGGUGUUUGCAGUCGAUGCCUUGACCUCCUCUCAUCCCCUGUCUUCUGAAGAAGACAGUAUUAUCUUGCCAGGCCAAAUCAGUGAGCAGUUUGAUGUCAUCUCAUAUAGCAAGGGUGCAGCAGUGCUGAGGAUGCUGUCCGAUUUUCUCUCAGAGCCGGUCUUUGUCCAGGGACUCAGCAGAUACCUCCAACACUUUGCCUACAGUAACACAGUAGGGAAUGACUUGUGGCAUCAUCUACAAAUGGCAGUGGAAACAAAUGAUGUUUCACUACCUGGUCCGGUUUGUACGAUCAUGGACCGCUGGGUGCUCCAGAUGGGCUUCCCAGUGGUGACCCUAGAUACCACCACAGGACAGGUAUCCCAGAAGCACUUCCUGCUGGAUCCAGAGUCCAACAUCACAGUUCAAUCACCUUACAACUUUGAGUGGCUGAUCCCUGUUAGGUGGAUGAAGAGCGGCGAGGUAAAGAGAGAUAUCUGGUGGCUGCUGGAAAAAGAAGCGGUAAACUUGGAGAUGAAGAGAGGUGGUUUGUGGGUUCUGGCCAACAUCAAUGUAACCGGGUACUACCGGGUAAACUAUGACCUGGGGAACUGGGAGAGGCUCUUAGCUCAGCUUCAUUCAGAGCACCAGGUGAUACCGGUGAUAAACAGAGCCCAGCUUGUGGAUGAUGCUUUCAAUCUGGCCAGGGCUCAGAUGGUCUCCACUACUCUUGCUCUGAACACAACCCUCUACCUGUCUGUGGAGGCAGAGUACAUGCCCUGGCAGUCUGCUCUGGAUAAUCUGGGCUAUUACUACCUCAUGCUGGACCGCACUGAAGUCUAUCAGCCUAUGCAGGACUACAUAAAGAAGCUGGUGACGCCUCUCUUCCUGUACUUCAAAAGCAUUACAUCAGACUGGACCCUUGUUCCUGACAGACACACUGACCAGUAUAACCAGGUCAAUGCCAUCCGUAUGGCCUGCAGGACUGGAGUAACAGAAUGCCAGAACCUGACCACCACAUGGUUCAAACAAUGGAUGGAGACCCCUCAACACAAUCUGAUCCAUCCCAACCUGCGUUCAGCAGUGUACUGCAGUGCCAUGGCAGCUGGUGAUGAGGCAGAGUGGGAGUUCGGCUGGUCACAGUUCAAGAAUGCUACUGUAGCCAGUGAGGCCAGCAAGCUCAUGUCUGCACUGGCCUGUAGCAACAAUACACAACUGUUGCAAAGGUUUCUGUCUUAUACUCUGAACUCAGCUAUGAUCCGUAAACAGGACGCCACCUCUGUCAUCACAUCUGUCGCCAGCAACAGAGUGGGACAGAGUCUGGCAUGGGACUUUGUCAGGGAACAGUGGGAAUAUAUGUUCACAGAAUAUGGCGUGGGCUCUUUCUCCUUUGCCUCUUUGAUCAGCGGAGUCACUGCUCGGUUCUCUACACCUGCUGAACUACAACAGCUGGAGGAGUUUGAGGAGAAGCACAGAGCAGCAGGGUUUGGAUCCGCCACCCUGGCUGUGGAGCAGGCCUUGGAGAGGACCAGAGCUAACAUCAACUGGCUGCAACAGAACAAACGGGAGAUCUUGGACUGGUUCAAAAGUCAGACUGGACAUUAGAUUCACUAACAGGCAGAGUGAGAGAGCUGGGAGCAGCGACUCAUCCCACAUAGGAAGAGAUUCUCUGUAUGUUUGAUUAAAAGCUGCCAGAGUUAGAGGGAUCAGGUCAGAAAGACAUAAAGAAGGAAUAUUAUCGAGUACAGUUGAGCAGCUAUAUUUCUAUAGUAACAGUCAGAUGUCACUCAAAUGAACCUGGUUUGCAUGAGGCAGUAAAAAAGCUGUUAUUACCAAACAUACCAAGCGCUUUGUGCACAAGAUAGCCAAGUCCAAGUCCUCCCAGAACGCCUCCGAGAUGGAGUUCAUCAAGGAGAAGUUCAUAGAGUAACAUACUGCAAUGUAAUGCAUAGAUUUAACUUUAUAACCACUUGGAACCUGCUAUGAAUGUAAUCAUUGAAAUGCCAUCGUAACAAUGGUUAACAUGUGACUUAAGACCUUCAGUCAAAUGUAGCUAGUUUGAACUCCUCGACAUGUUCUGAUCUGCACACACACAUAAGCAGCUUAUGGGCUAUGUAGCUGUUGCAACAAGAUGUUUUAAUACACCUCCAUUAAAUCCUCAACCUCUCUGCAGAUUCUAUGUUUCUCACCAAGAGAGUUGUAACAUUUUGAAUGUUUCAGAUUUGCAUUCAAUUAUGUAUUUCCUUUGAUUGUUAUGCAACAAAUCACUGAUUGCAAUGUUUAUUUGUACAUGAUUGUAAGCUGUGUUCUUCACCUCCAGAUAAAGACUUGGCUGAUGAGAAAGAUUA